This is a messenger RNA of Sinocyclocheilus rhinocerous, 522 nucleotides long. Its product is annotated as integrator complex subunit 1-like. The transcript has 5 exons. The record is from RefSeq and is a predicted model, not a curated record. The coding region runs from base 142 to 522 and encodes 126 amino acids. Gene Ontology annotation, cellular component: integrator complex. NCBI's taxonomy places the organism in Eukaryota, Metazoa, Chordata, Actinopteri, Cypriniformes, Cyprinidae. Gene Ontology annotation, biological process: U2 snRNA 3'-end processing.
UUUUUUUUUUUUUUUUUAGGGGAAAACAGGUUCUACAAACUGCUGGAUAUCUGGUUUCCUGAUAAAAAGCCCCUUCCCACUGCAUUCCUGGUUGACACAUCAGAGGAAGCCCUUCUGUUGCCUGAUUGGCUGAAAUUAAGAAUGAUCCGAUCUGAAGUCGCCCGAUUGGUUGAUGCAGCCCUACAGGAUCUGGAGCCCCAGCAGCUGCUGUUGUUCGUCCAGUCCUUUGGGAUCCCCGUCUCCAGCAUGAGCAAACUGCUACAGUAUCUGGACCAGGCCGUGUCUCACGAUCCUCAAACACUGGAACAGAAUAUCAUGGACAAAAACUACAUGGCUCAUCUAGUGGAGGUACAGCAUGAGAGAGGAGCCACGGGUGGACACACAUUUCACAGUUUACUCAGUACUUCACUUCCUCCGCACAGAGACAGCUCAGAGGUGAGCAGGGCUAAGGUUACUGUUGAAACGCCCCAUGGCUCAAAGGCAAGUGAUUUCAUGUCCCCAAAAUUCAGUUUUGUUCCCUGA